CGGACUUCGCGGUCUGCGGCAACGGCAAGCGCGUGCACAGGCACUGGUGGUGCGACGGCUGGACCGACUGCGAGGACAACCACGCCGACGAACUCGACUGCGGACCGUGUAACGACAGGCAAUACAGCUGCUCCGACGGCCAGUGCAUAUCCGCCGGGAACGUGUGUGACUCCCAGUGCGACUGCGUGGACUGCGGCGACGAGAUAGACUGCGAGGAGUUUUACACCGUCAACUCAGGAGUCCCAGAGUGCCACAAGGGCGUGGCACUGACUUGCGUCGUGUCCCCAUUAGACAGGAAGAAGGACAGGUGCAUCGCCGCCCGGAAUAUCUGCGACGGCUUCAACGACUGCCACAAUGGAGAGCAGGUGUCGGACGAGUACGGUUGCCUGAACGAGAGCGCCGACUGCGCGCUGCUGGAGGACCAGGAGGACUCGCUGUUCCCGUGCUCGGACGGCCGCUGCCUGCCCGUGCACCUGCGCUGCGACGGCAAGAGGGACUGCCUGCGCGGCGAGGACGAGGACCUGUGCCGUGAGUACGAGGCGCUUGCCACGCGCCGAGUCUUGCCGGAUGAUGAGUCGUCCUCGAAGGGGACGCUCAAUAUGCGUCUCUUGGCGCUCAAAGGAGGAACCGGCUUUGCCGAGGCCUUCUACCGAGCGCCUGAGUACAUGCAAAGCGCUCCUCCCAAGGCCCCGCUUGGCCCCUCUGACAGCCCCGCCCCUCCUCCGCCAGGCGAGGCCGUCUGCGGCCGCGGCGAGUGGCGCUGCGGCGGCGGCCAGUGCAUCCCGGAGGCCAGCCGCUGCGACCUGGUGCUGGACUGCGAGGACAGAACGGACGAAAUGAACUGCGGUCAGUUGCUUCGUAUUUGGGCCAGUCGCUGCUUGAGUAUUACGCACCAACACAAAAUGGAGACUGGGAGUAUACCAUCCACACCAUUGGCUGCUGUCACCAAGCCGCUUAAUGGAGGAUAUGAAUCUCAUUGCCGAGUUGGGCUCAACCUGACCAGCAAUUCACGCUUUGAUUAUGAUUUCUUAAAAGGAGCACGUGUGCGGCCCGGGGAAGAUGCAGUGCGCCGCGGGACAGUGCCUGGAGGAAAGGUUCUGGUGCGGAGCCACUUCGUCGACUGCUUCGACAAGUCGGACGAGAGCGACUGCGGCGCGUGGACGGGGUGCGGCCACGACGAGUUCCUGUGUUCCUCGGGCGACCAGUGCAUCCCGAAGGCCCAGCGCUGCGUCCUCUCCACCGACCCUCGCCACGGCUGCGCGGACGGGUCGCACCUGCUGGGCUGCAAGGAGCCCAGCUGCCCGGACGACAUGUUCAAGUGCCACUCGGGGCCCUGUCUGGAGAAGUCCCGCGUGUGCAACCAGUACAUCGACUGCCCGGACACUUGGGACGACGAAAACUCCUCCACAGAUCAGAAGUGCCCGUUCCCCUGCUCGAUCCAGGCCCCGCAGUGCCAGUGCCAGCACCUCGAUGCCAACUGCUCCGGCCUCGGCCUGAGGACCUUCCCCGACAUGGACAAGGGCAUCAAUCGCUUUUUCUUCUCGGACAACUUCCUGAACGAGACGGUGCACAAGGAACCCAUCCAAGGACAUGACAACAUCGUUUAUUUAGACUUGUGCGACGCCAACCAGAUCAUGAGGUACUUGUUCAACGGAACCUUCCAGAUACCGUGCGCUCUUCGGAUCUGCGUUGUAAUCCUCGAGCGAAAAAAUCAGCUGCAUCUCCAUGGCAACCAGAUCACAACUCUGCGUUACUACGCUUUUUACGGCCUCAGAAACUUGCCAACACUGGACCUCAGCGGCCAGCUUAUUCACUCCAUUGAACCGCAGGCCUUUGUAGGGCUUAGAAACCUUACUACACUGAGCUUGGCCAACAACGUCCUUACGGUGGUGGAUGACGCAGCAUUUUCGGGCUUGGGGAAUCUGAAAAAGUUAGACUUGAGACACAACGCACUCCAGAGCCUCAGUGAGCAGCUGUUUCAUACCGUCCCUCGACUGGACCAUCUGGAGACGGACGAGUUCCGCUGGUGCUGCCUGGCGCGGGCCGUGCGCACGUGCCUGCCGGCGGCCGACGAGUUCUCCUCGUGCGAGGACCUGAUGUCCAACCUGGUGCUCCGCGUCUGCAUCUGGAUCCUGGGCUUCGUGGCGCUCGUCGGCAACACCUUCGUCAUCCUCUGGAGGAGCAUUUACUCCAGCAAGAAUAAGAUGCACUCGUUCCUGAUCGUAAACCUUGGGUUGGGCGACCUGCUCAUGGGCGUGUACCUGCUGAUCGUGGCGGCGGUGGACGUGCAGUACCGCGGCGUCUACUCGGCCUACGAGCUCGUGUGGAAGAACUCGUUCCUGUGCCAGUUCGCCGGCUUCAUCAGCACCUUUUCCUCCGAGCUGUCCGUCUUCACUCUGACAGUCAUCACCGUCGACCGCCUCAUCACCAUCAAGUUCCCCUUCGACGUGCUGGAGCCGAGCGUCGUGCGCGGGGUGAUGGCGGGCGUGUGGGUGUGCGUGGGCGCCCUCGCAGCGCUCCCGCUCUCCCGCCUGGACUACUUCGGCAACUUCUACGGGCGGUCGGGCGUCUGCCUCGCCCUGCACAUCACCAACGAGAAGCCCGACGGCUGGGAGUACGCCGUGUUCAUCUUCCUCGUGCUGAACUCCUUGUCGUUCACGGUGAUCGCCGUCAGCUACGCUCUUAUGUACGUGGCGGCGCGGGACACGCACUCGGCCGCGCGCCCCAGCACAGGCGGGGGCGUGCACGGGGCGGACGCGCGGGCGAGCGAGGGCGCCAUGGCCACGCGGAUGACGCUCAUCGUGGCCACCGACGCCGCCUGCUGGCUGCCCAUCAUCGUGCUCGGGGUGCUGUCCCUGUGCGGCAUCGCGGUGCCCAGGAAGUUUGCAGCGGUUUGCGAGGACAUGAACCCAAGUUCAUUAAUUACACGAGAAUGUCCAUCAAAUCAGGAUGACUGGCUGGGGGAAUCGGAUGCUACUGUCGCCUGUCUGUCUGCCUCCACUCCACGUGCUCUCUCAUUGGUCGAAUCCCACCCCCUCCAGCCAAUUAGGCGUGCCAUCACCAUGAAAAUGCAGUGGCUGUCACUGUGCGUGUUCGGCCGCAUAGGCACACUUGUACCUCGAGUCGCUGAGCAGUGUCUGGGAGAUCUCGAGGUUCGCCACAGGCCAGCCAUAAGCCACUACUGCCCUUUACGGAUAAGAUGUAGGGUUGGCCAUCUGGAUUCUGCCGCAGUGAGAAGCCCUUCCCCGAAGGCACGGGCGGCCUCUGGCCCUUCGGCCCUUCAUUGUGGCAGCAUCGCGCCCACGCCAAGACAAAGGAUAUGCUCGCAAGGAUGCCUGUCGAUUGUUAACCGCUUGGUGACUAAGGCUCCCCUGCUGGGUGUCGAUUAA
Messenger RNA from Penaeus vannamei (Pacific white shrimp), 3389 nucleotides. The record is from RefSeq and is a predicted model, not a curated record. Lineage: Eukaryota; Metazoa; Arthropoda; Malacostraca; Decapoda; Penaeidae.